UGCGUGACUGCUUCAAUGGCAUAAAAGUGCGGGGCACAAGACAUUACGGUAGUAAUCGGCGGUAUUUUACCCAGAGCGUUUCACCUACACACAUACUCUAACCCCAAAAGUAAUUUGAUUGUGCUUUCCAAACCGCAAAAAAGCAAUUCGGACGGCCUUCUUUAAUUGCAUCCUUGUCAAGUAGCAUUGUUUCGUCUUUGAGCGGUUCAAAUUGAGACAUUUUUGACGUUUUGUGAACGUUUCUAACAAAAAAGAAAUUGAACAACACUCAUUCCGCUAGAAAAACUGUCUUUUCUUAUCUUUAACCAAAACACACACACACACACUAAAAAUAGCAAUGGCUUCUGUUUCCGUUAGUCCCAAUGAAGUUGGCGAGAAGAAGAAAUCGAGCUUCAUGAUCGAUUUCUUGAUGGGUGGUGUCUCUGCAGCUGUUUCUAAGACUGCUGCUGCUCCCAUCGAGCGUGUUAAGCUUCUUAUUCAAAACCAAGAUGAAAUGAUUCGUGCCGGCCGUCUGUCUCAUCGCUAUGCUGGCAUUGCUGAUUGUUUCAAACGUACAAUGGCCGAUGAGGGCGUUGUUUCUCUCUGGAGAGGAAACACGGCGAAUGUUCUCCGUUAUUUCCCAACCCAAGCUCUUAACUUUGCGUUCAAGGACAAGUUCAAGAGAAUGUUUGGUUACAAAAAGGAGCAAGAUGGCUACGCCAAGUGGUUGAUGGGCAACUUGGCUUCUGGUGCUGCCGCUGGUGCUGCUUCCCUGCUGUUUGUGUACAGUUUGGAUUACGCCCGUACUCGUCUUGCCAAUGAUGCCAAGUCUGCAGUUAAGGGAGGCGGUGAGCGUCAAUUCCGUGGUCUGGCCGACGUGUACCGUAAGACUUUGGCCUCCGAUGGUCUUCGUGGCUUGUACCGUGGUUUUGGUCCUUCUGUACUGGGUAUCAUUGUGUACCGUGGUCUUUACUUUGGUAUGUAUGAUUCCCUCAAGCCUGUUGUUCUUGUCGGUCCUUUGGAGGGCAACUUGGCUGCUUCGUUCUUGCUUGGUUGGCUUGUUACUAUCGGUUCUGGUAUCGCUUCAUACCCUCUCGACACUGUUCGUCGUCGUAUGAUGAUGACUUCUGGCGAGGCUGUCAAGUAUUCUUCUUCUGCUGCUUGCUUCAAGUCUAUCAUUCAAAAGGAGGGUGCUCGCUCGUUGUUCAAGGGUGCUGGUGCCAACAUUCUCCGUAGUGUCGCCGGUGCUGGUGUCCUGUCCAUCUAUGACCGUGUCCAGCUCGUCUUGUUCGGAAAGAAGUACUAGAUGACGACCGCGACUACGUUCUGAACAACGAUAGCGACUAGCAACAUUUGGAUCACAGUUCUUGUUGAAUUGAAUGCGUGGCUAUGCGGGCUUUUUCAACCUAGUGCUCUUCUACGUGUGGUUCGCUGUUGUUCGUUUGCCCUCUGCUUUAUGUUUUAUGGCUGUAGUGACAGUCCGUACCCUAUGUUCGUUUUCUCGUUAGUGUGACUAUCUAGCGGAAUAUGCGAUGUAACUCUAUGAUGCUAUGCACCAUGUCCCUCUUAUUCUAGUUUCGUCUUGUCCCUUUCCUCCCUGCAACCACAUUUUAUUCCUAGUUUCAUGUCAGCCCGUUGCAAAAAAUGAGAAGUGCUAUUCUUCAGCAGCAUAUUCCGUGCAAACCGAGCAAUUGCUAAGGAGUAGAAUUGUAGUGUCUUAGAGUUAGUCGUCAGCGAAUACGGCGACAGUGCGUUCUCUGUCUGCCGAAUCUCUUCCCUAAACGCAUCCGCUGCCUAGUGUCUCCUCCGCUCGUUUUUCUGUCACUGUCAUUCUGUCGUUGCACCACCUUGGGGUGCUUAACAUCAAUUUUAGUGAGGUACAGGGUAGUGUUCUUAUUUAAAACCUAAUCUAAUGCUUAUUUACUUAAUCUUAUCAGAUAUUUGC
Schizosaccharomyces japonicus yFS275 is the source of this 1924-nucleotide messenger RNA. Its product is annotated as ADP/ATP carrier protein. Gene Ontology annotation, biological process: mitochondrial ADP transmembrane transport; transmembrane transport; mitochondrial ATP transmembrane transport. The coding region runs from base 338 to 1285 and encodes 315 amino acids. The record is from RefSeq and is a predicted model, not a curated record. The transcript has a single exon. Gene Ontology annotation, molecular function: ATP:ADP antiporter activity. Gene Ontology annotation, cellular component: membrane; mitochondrial inner membrane. Lineage: Eukaryota; Fungi; Ascomycota; Schizosaccharomycetes; Schizosaccharomycetales; Schizosaccharomycetaceae.